GUCGGCGCGGAGCCCAGCGCAGCCGGGCCAUGGGCGGCGGGGCGGCCGGGCCGCGGGCCACCGCGCCGGGGCAGCAGCUCCGCGCUCUCUUCUACGCGCUGCCGCCCGGCGAGAGCUCCUUCCGCACGGUGGAGGAGGUGCCCGACUACGUGGAGAAGAGUAUUCCAUUCUUCAUUGCUUUUAUUGGGCUGGAGUUUGCUGUCAGCUGGGUUCAGAAGCGUAAGCUGUCAGGUCGGAUCAAUGAUGGCAUAAGUUCUCUUUCCUUAGGCAUCCUGUCUCGACUGCCAGAUGUUUUAUUCAGAAGUGUUGACUUAAUUAGUUAUAUCUACAUAUGGAACAGCUACAGACUCUUCGAACUGCCCUGGGACUCACCAUGGACGUGGUAUUUGACACUCCUGGGAGUGGACUUUGCAUACUACUGCUUUCACCGCAUAAGCCAUGAGGUUAAUAUACUGUGGGCAGCGCACCAAGUACAUCAUAGUUCUGAAGAUUACAACUUAUUCACAGCCUUGAGACAAUCUGUACUGCAAAAAUACACCUCCUGGAUUUUCAACUUGCCUAUGGCUCUUUUCAUUCCCCCUUCAGUGUUUGCUGUUCAUCUACAGUUUAAUCUGCUUUACCAGUUUUGGAUACAUACAGAGGUUAUCACCAACCUUGGGCCUCUGGAGUGGAUUCUUAAUACUCCCAGUCAUCACAGAGUUCAUCAUGGUAGAAAUCCUUACUGCAUUGACAAAAAUUAUGGCGGCACACUCAUUAUCUGGGACAGGAUAUUUGGAACAUUUGAGGCAGAAGAUGCAAAAGUUGUAUAUGGCUUAACACAUCCAGUGAAUUCAUUUGAUCCCAUCAUGCUCCAGCUACGUCCCUUGGCUCAUAUUUGGAACACGUUUUGGGCCACACCUGGAUUCUGCAAUAAGCUUUCUGUCAUAUUCAAAGGGCCAGGCUGGGGACCAGGCAAACCUAGACUUGGCCUUCCUGAGGAAAUCCCAGUGAUCACUGGAAAAGAAGUUCCCUUCAAUCCAAGUGUACCAGCUUAUCUUAAUUGCUAUGCAGUUGUACAUUUUGCUGUAAUAGUGGACUUGUUUACUGAACUUCUUGGUACCGUGACUAUGUUAUCACAGGGAACUGUUCUCCUGAGAAUUGGCUUUAUCAUUCUGUCCUUGACCUCUUUCGGACUGCUUAUGGAGAACAGGCCCAAAGCAGGAAUUUUGGAAAUCAUCCGCUGCUUAGUCUUCGUAGCUGUGUACAAACAUGGCUACUUAAGGAGUCAGUUUUCUUCCUUGGGCUAUGCAUAUGAGGUCUUGUUUUCCCUCUGCGCUGCAUUCUGGGGAAUCCAAAUUAUGAAGCGGAUCACUUCAUCCAAAGAUAAACAUCACUGAAAGAGCAGUUCUAACAUCACUAAUUAUGGAAACAGCACUUUGGAAUAACCUUCUAAGUUCCUUGGAAUUAAUCAGCCAUGAAUCUUACUGAAUCGCAAUCAUUUUACUUAUGAUAGGAGAGGUUUGUGAUUUCGUAUGAAAGUUUGAAAGAUUCAUUAGGACGUGUAUUCAUUUUUAUUUGAUUUUUAAAAAAAUAUUUAAUUUCCUCCCAAUUUAAAUAAAAUGUUUGUUCACAACAUAUAUUUUUACAUUCAAAGGAUUACAAAGUCUUAGAAACCAUGUAAAACAAAUUGCAUUUUUGCAGUGAUUUUGGUAGCAAUCAUACAUGAAAAGUAUUUUUCACAAGAGGAAUAAUUAAAAUCAUAUUUGUUGUAACCUGGUAUAAAGUGCCUGACUCUCUUCCUAUUGAGGCUAAACAUAAACAUAUGUGAAUGUCAGUUUUUCCGUAAUGAUUGAAUUACACUAAAAUCUCAAUGUCAUGCCCAAUUCGGUGUUCAUAACAUACAGCUACAUGAGGAUGAGUAGUCGAGGCAAGAAAAUGAUUAAAAACAGCAUGAUAAAAUAACUCGAACUAGUAUGAGUUGAAACAUCUUCAAUAAAAUUGGCUGAUGUAUAUGUUGUA
Messenger RNA from Aquila chrysaetos chrysaetos, 1998 nucleotides. It is a transcript of the gene AGMO, whose product is annotated as alkylglycerol monooxygenase. The coding region runs from base 30 to 1376 and encodes 448 amino acids. The transcript has 13 exons. The record is from RefSeq and is a predicted model, not a curated record. Gene Ontology annotation, cellular component: endoplasmic reticulum. Gene Ontology annotation, molecular function: iron ion binding; oxidoreductase activity. Gene Ontology annotation, biological process: lipid biosynthetic process. NCBI's taxonomy places the organism in Eukaryota, Metazoa, Chordata, Aves, Accipitriformes, Accipitridae.